CUGGGAACUAGUUUUCCACUCAUUUCGAAAAAUUGCCGCCAGUCGAACGCACCGCAACCGGUGGAACGCGCAACGCACGCGCAACACGCUCGAAAAAUUAAACCGAAAACUUGUAAACCCAACCAAAUUCAGAAGUGAUAAUGUGCAGUUGAGAGACGAAGGGCUAAAGAACAAUCCUUAGAAGCAAUAAAACAAAGCAAACGAUCAUGGUCAUGGAGAUGUCCAAGACGUAUCAGUACCGCAAGGUGAUGAAGCCGCUCCUGGAGCGCAAGCGACGCGCCAGGAUCAACAAGUGUUUGGACGAUCUCAAGGAUUUGAUGGUGGAGUGCCUGCAGCAGGAGGGCGAGCAUGUCACCCGGCUGGAGAAGGCGGAUAUCCUGGAGCUCACGGUGGAUCACAUGAGGAAACUCAAGCAGCGAGGUGGUCUCUCUCUUCAAGGAGUCGUUUCGGGUGGCAACAGCCCGCCCACUUCGACCAGCACCGCCCACGUGGAGUCCUUUCGCUCGGGAUACGUUCAUGCCGCCGAUCAGAUUACGCAGGUCCUGCUGCAGACCCAGCAAACCGAUGAGAUUGGCCGCAAGAUAAUGAAGUUCCUAUCGACGCGACUAAUUGAGCUGCAGACGCAGUUACUCCAGCAGCAGCAGCAACAACAACAACAACAGCAGCAGCAGCCACUACAAAUACCGCAAUCCUCAGGACGACUGGCCUUCCCGCUUCUGGGAGGAUAUGGACCGGCGGCCGCCGCUGCCGCCAUUAGUUACAGCUCCUUUCUGAGCAGCAAGGACGAGCUGAUCGAUGUGACAUCCGUCGAUGGCAACGCACUAUCCGAAACGGCGUCGGUCAGCUCGCAGGAGUCCGGCGCCUCGGAGCCCGUCUGGAGGCCCUGGUAAUCGGACCCGAUAUCCUGCCCAAUUGAUCUUAUCCCUAACAUUAUAAUCGCAAACCCAAAAAAUGGCUAAUGACCGUUCUGCAACAAGAUCCGUUGUCUUCCAAAGUAAAUCAUAACAACCUAAGUUAAUUGAUGUCGAUUCGCUAAUCGAUUUCAAAUUGGUUUUGAAAUACUUUUAGUUUUAGCUCCGAUAAUCGUAGUUUGUAAAUUGUUUAGUUUCAACUGUGAUAUAACUAAAAUACGAUGAUCAAUCAAUCAGUGAACAUAUAUAUUCGAGUGCGCUGUUUCCUACUGCAAACGUUUCCUAAGUUCAUUAGUUCAUCGCGCCUCCUUCAUUGUUUAGCCUACUUUAAGCUUUAAAUAGUUUAUAAAUGUUAAUUUAUGUUUAGCUGAGAAAGACGAAUCAAAAAUACAUUACCCAAAUAAAAUAAAUCAAUAAAAUUGCAAAAGUA
Molecule: messenger RNA, 1341 nt
Organism: Drosophila ficusphila
Lineage: Eukaryota; Metazoa; Arthropoda; Insecta; Diptera; Drosophilidae
Gene: E(spl)m3-HLH
Product: enhancer of split m3 protein
Exons: 1
Coding region: 207-890 (227 amino acids)
Biological process (GO): regulation of transcription by RNA polymerase II; regulation of neurogenesis; anterior/posterior pattern specification
Cellular component (GO): nucleus
Molecular function (GO): DNA-binding transcription factor activity, RNA polymerase II-specific; protein dimerization activity; RNA polymerase II cis-regulatory region sequence-specific DNA binding
Source: RefSeq, a predicted model, not a curated record